Neocloeon triangulifer is the source of this 2046-nucleotide messenger RNA. RefSeq names its product formylglycine-generating enzyme. Bases 147 to 1220 code for a protein of 357 amino acids. The record is from RefSeq and is a predicted model, not a curated record. Lineage: Eukaryota; Metazoa; Arthropoda; Insecta; Ephemeroptera; Baetidae. The transcript has 6 exons. Gene Ontology annotation, cellular component: endoplasmic reticulum.
ACCACCUGUUAAAACUAGAGCCAAACUAGAGCCACAACCAGCCACAACCACAACAACAACAACAACAACAACACGCAUACAUGACGAUACAUGAUUUAUUUUACUCUCAUCAAUAUUCGGAACGAUAGUAAGAGAGAUUAGUCUGGAUGAUGAUUCGUUCAAACAACAUGGUUUCCAUGGCAAUGCUUUUGCUCCAAUUCAGCCUUGUCGGCGCGGGUAAUUCAGACUCGGGUUCGUCUUGUGGCUGUGGUUCAGCAACCAGUAGAGAUUCUUCGACUUGCGAUCCUUUAAGCCUUUCCUCGGCUGAUAAGAAUCCCUCUAGUGAACCUCAGUCCAGUGGAACUCUUGAAGCGAUUGGUCUAAACCCUCUGAUUCUCAUUCCGGGUGGAGAAUUUCUAAUGGGUACGGAUCGUCCAAUAUUUGCUGCCGACGGUGAAGGUCCUGCCAGAAAUGUCACACUAAAACCUUUCCAUCUUCAAAAACAUGAAGUCAGCAACAAAGAAUUUGAGCUCUUUGUUCAGAAAACUGGCUAUGUUACCGAGGCUGAAAAAUUUGGGACAUCCUUUGUUUUUGAAAGCUUGGUAAGCAAAGAAUUAAUUAAGGCGCAGGAUCCAUCGGCCGUGGCCGCUGCACCAUGGUGGCUAUCAAUCAAAGGAGCUGACUGGCGUCACCCAUUUGGGCCUGACUCCAGCCUAUCUCAACAGAUGGAGAAUCCUGUAGUUCAUGUGAGCUGGAAUGACGCCAAGGCCUUUUGUGAGUGGCUGGGUCUUCGACUUCCCACAGAAGCAGAGUGGGAGCGCGCUUGCAGAGCUGGCCUUCGAGACAGACUGUUUUCAUGGGGGAACAACCCCAUGCCACAUGGAAAGCACAGAAUUAACAUCUGGCAAGGCGAUUUCCCAGACAUAAACUCAGCUGAGGAUGGAUUCGAAUUCACUUGUCCCGUGGACCAUUUUCCUGAGAACAAGUACGGCCUGAAGAACAUGCUGGGCAAUGUCUGGGAAUGGACAGAAGACUGGUGGCGUCUUCCAAAUAGAGAUUUGCCACAAAAAGACAAAGUGAAAAAAGGUGGCUCUUUCCUUUGUCACGAAAGCUAUUGUUAUCGAUUCCGCUGCGCCGCUCGGAGUCAAAAUACACCAGACAGCUCGGCUGCAAAUUUGGGCUUCCGAUGUGCCCGUGAUGUCCAGGAUAACAAGAAAGAUGGCAAUCGAGAUGAACUUUGAAGCUCGAUAUACCUCAACAGCAAAAUUAUAACUCUGGAAUAGAGGUGUUAACUAAAGACUGUGUGACUACAUAAUGCUAUGAGGGUUGAAGGCCGUGGGUAACGAUAUUGAUGUUAUUCUAGUCUCUUGCCUUGAGAGAGGUUGUGCUGUUAGAAAAUGAAAUCUUUUCUCAAUUUUAUCCAAUGCAUUUUUUAAAACUUCUGUGCAGUCUGAGGCUCUCAAAGAUUUUUUUAAAACCUGCGUUAUUUUCUUAUGUUUCUUAAAAUUUUAAAAAUGGGUUUUAAAUAUUUUUUUUUUAUUAAUUCUACAAAGCAUUUAUCAAUGCAAAAAUAAAGUAAUAAGUAAUAUGCAAAAUUUACAGGCGAUGUAAUGCAGGCACAAAUCCUAAAUUGCCUUCAAAUGAGGUGAUCAUUAAAUUGAACUAUCUAUAAGUUCAAAAUAAUAAUCGUAAAACUAAACUUAUGAAUUUAUUUUAACAAUAAAGAGGAAUUGUAAGAAUUAUUUACAAGAAGACAACUCAGCUUUAUCUCUCCUCAAGCUGCUGGUCCCUAGAGGUGACACUCUCUUCAAAUUUGAUCAUGUAGGUGGUUCCCUGGUGCCAAUGAGCCGACACCUUUGCUGGCUGUAGAAAAUUUACACUUAAUUAGAAAAAAGUGGCGAUUUAAAAUCUGCUAGAAUUACAAAAUUGCAAGAGGUGAGAAUGGCUUCAACAAUCCCAGCAGUGAAGAUGGCACAGUUCAAACUGCUCUUGUCCCUUGGCACAGACACAAAAGUAUUCACCAGGGCCGUCUUCUCAAUGAUAUAGUAUGUCCUCUCGUCAUCGUUU